This is a messenger RNA of Ochlerotatus camptorhynchus, 1650 nucleotides long. RefSeq names its product cytochrome P450 4c3-like. The record is from RefSeq and is a predicted model, not a curated record. NCBI's taxonomy places the organism in Eukaryota, Metazoa, Arthropoda, Insecta, Diptera, Culicidae. The transcript is spliced from 5 exons. Gene Ontology annotation, molecular function: monooxygenase activity; iron ion binding; heme binding. The coding region runs from base 2 to 1615 and encodes 537 amino acids.
GAUGGAAGCCUACCUGAAGAACUACACUGCUGCAGAGAAGAUAGCCAACGUGUUCAAUGUUCUUUCGCCGGUGACGACGGUGAUUCUUGUGGUGAUGAUCUGCGCCAUCAUGACCUAUAAGAAGAAACGAGCUCGACUGGUGUAUCACAUCAAUCGGAUUCCUGGCCCAAUUAUGCUGCCCAUAGUUGGGAACGGAUUGCACGUUACGCUGGGCUGCAAAGAUGAAUUCCUCGAUCGGGUCGUUAGCGCCCAGAAGAUGUACGGACGCCGGAUCGGCAUGAGCCGAGCCUGGAACGGACCCAUCCCCUAUGUGAUGAUAUCGAAAGCCAGCGCCGUCGAGCCCAUACUGAGCAACCCGAAGCUGGUGGAGAAAAGCCUCGACUAUGACUACAUGAAACCGUGGCUCGGUAACGGUUUGCUCACAUCCCGUGCAAACGUGUGGCACCCGCGGCGCAAGACCUUGACUCCGGCGUUCCAUUUCAAAAUCCUGCUGGAUUUCGCCCACAUCUUCCACAAGCAAGCCCUGGUGCUGAACGAGAAGCUGGCCGAACAGCUAGAUAACUCCGUCGGGUUCGAUAUCGUACCGUACACCACUCUCUGCACGUUGGAUAUCUUUUGCGAAACCGCCAUGGGUUGUUCAGUGAAUGCCCAGAAAAAUUCCGACUCCGAAUACGUACGAGCUCACAAAGAGAUCGGCAAAAUCAUCCGCAAUCGUUUGCAAAAGGUCUGGUUGCGACCGGACAUCAUUUUCAGACAAACGGAAGACUACCGGAAGCAUCAGCAGUGUCUUCAGGUGCUUCAUGAUUUCUCCGAUCGAGUGGUCCGCGAGCGGAAAGCAGAAAUACUGGCCAAGCGCCGUGAGGCCGAAGAGAAAAUCGAUCUGAACAAUAAUAAUAACGAACCGGAGGAACCGAUCGAAGGCUGCCGCAAGAAGCAACUUGCCUUCCUGGACCUUCUCAUUGAAGGUUCCCUGGACGGCAAUGGCCUGACCGAUUUGGACAUUCGAGAAGAGGUGGACACCUUCGUCAUCGGCGGACACGAUACGACAGCUGCCGCCAUGGCUUGGAUCCUGCUACUGCUGGGAUCGGACCAAUCCAUCCAGGAUCGGGUAUUCGAUGAAAUCGACGGUAUCAUGAACGGUGAUCGCGACCGGAGACCCUCCAUGCAGGAACUGAACGAAAUGAAGUACCUCGAGUGUUGCAUCAAGGAAGCUCUUCGACUGUAUCCAAGCAUUCCGCUGAUUGGUCGCCGAUUGACGGAGGACGUCCAGGUUGAUGGCUACACCAUUCCGUCGGGAACGACGACCUUGAUCGUAGUAUACCAGUUGCACCGGGAUCCAACGGUCUUUCCCAAUCCGGACAAGUACAAUCCUGACAACUUCCUGCCGGAAAACUGCAGCGGACGGCAUCCGUACGCUUACAUUCCAUUCAGCGCAGGUCCACGAAACUGUAUCGGACAAAAGUUCGCUAUUCUAGAGGAGAAAACGGUCAUAUCGACCGUCCUUCGGAAAUUCCGCAUCGAGGCUGUAGAACGACGGGAAGAUGUCAAACUGCUGGGGGAUCUGGUGCUGAGACCGCGGGAUGGACUUAAAAUUAAAAUCAGCCGAAGGUUGUAGAUCCAGACAAAGAUUCCCCACCUGUUAGUUUUAAG